UGUCAAUAAUUUUUUGUGAAAUAAUAUUUCGAUUUCGUGAUUUCUGAAGAUAAGCAUAAGAAGAGCAGCAAAUAGUGCUGAAAUAUAUAUUUUUGAAUAGUAUGUAACACAAUGGAUGCCGUGGAGAAAGAAGAGCGUCUCCACCGAAUAAAAGCUGGUGCAUUUCUGGCUGCAGUAGCGGGGAUAUCUGCUUUUGUAGGUUUUGGCGCAACACUCUCAACUGCUAGGAAAACAGAUCCAAAAUACUUUAGCAAGGGUCUACAUGGUAGCCCAGAGUUAGCAGAUGCAGGUGCUAUUCUAGCACUGAGAGCUCUUGGUUGGGGCACUGUUUAUGCCAUAACUGGCACCACAUGCUUGUGCUAUGGAAUAUGGAAACUAUCUGGUGCUAAAGAUCUUAAAGACUUCAGAGUCAAAAUGGGUAACAUGUUGCCUGUUCUACCAAAGAACAACCCGCCCACAUCAAGAACAGAAUUCACUGGACUUAAUGACCUGAUGACCUAUCUCUCAGAAGAAUAUGGGAAACCAGUGAAGGAAAAAUAAUUAUAGAUUUGUAGAUAACUUUAUUAUGAUAGUAUAAUUAUGUUGUUUAACUGGAUAAA
Molecule: messenger RNA, 599 nt
Organism: Helicoverpa zea (corn earworm)
Lineage: Eukaryota; Metazoa; Arthropoda; Insecta; Lepidoptera; Noctuidae
Product: transmembrane protein 242
Exons: 4
Coding region: 112-540 (142 amino acids)
Source: RefSeq, a predicted model, not a curated record